AUAUCACUAUAUUGACACUUACUAUGGUACCCAUUAUGUCAUUGUAUGGUCAUAUCACCUUGUACUUCGGCAUGUGACUAAAAUUAAAAUUAAAAAAUAUUUUUUUAUUAUAUUAGGAAAGCAGGAAGUGAACAAAUGUAACAGUUCCUGUUUGUAAAAGUACCAGAUGGAGGGGUAGGAUUUAAUAAGCUUUGCUUCUUCCUACUCCUUUUGGACAUGUGCAACUGUGAACUGAUUAUGGGAUGCACUCAAUUGUAAUCUGAUGCAUGUUCAAAUGAAAUAAAACCAUUACCAUUACCAUUUUUACUUAAAUGAUAACUAAAUCACUAAAGAUAUCUAAAAUUUAAUUAUCAGUAGAGUAGUUUUUAUUCAACAAGAGAAAAGAUGAGCAUGUGUAAGUGGCGUGCUGCUGUAAGACCUUACCACCGCUCUCUUCCAGUGAUUACAUCACAUGUCAUUGACGCCUGAUAAAACUCCCAGAGUAGGGAGGCACACACUCACUCACUCACACAUGCACACACACACACGUAAAGACAGGACUUGACAGAAGUUGGAGGCAAUGCGUUGCUGGGUGUGGUUUCCUGCUCUGGGGCUGCUGUCCUGGAUGUGCUGCAGCCUGGAGCCCGUUGAAGGAGGGAAGGUGCUGGUUAUUCCCGUAGACGGGAGUCACUGGCUGAGCAUGAAGAUUCUAGUGAAGGAGCUCACCCACAGAGGACACGACGUGGUGGUUGUGGUGCCUGAGAGCAGCCUGCUGAUGAACGGCUCAGAGAGCUACAGGACCCAGCACUACAAAGUUCCCUACUCCAAAGCUGAACUGGACGACAAAUACACCGAGCUGAAGGAUAGCGCUUUCAUCAAGCCGCCAGAAUUCCCUAGUUUGUUUGGCAACCUUUUCCUUUUAGUCAACUUCACUGAGUUCCAUGUGAAAGGCUGCAGAGCUCUGCUCAACAACCAGUCUCUGAUGAGUCAGCUGAGGAAGGAAGGCUUCAAUGUGGUCCUGACAGACCCUUUCCUCCCAUGCGGCGCCGUCCUGGCUCAUAUCUUCAACAUCCCAGUUGUUUAUUUUAUGAAUUUACUCCCUUGUGACCUGGAUGUGAAGGCAAACCAGUGUCCUGUCCCUCUGUCCUACGUUCCCAAAGCCUUCUCCAAGAACACAGAUGUCAUGACGUUCCUGCAGAGGGUGAAAAACAACAUCAUGGGAAUGGUCGAGUACCUUGUAUGUUGGGCUGCGUAUGCACAAUUUGAUGUGCUGGUCAAUGACUAUGUGGAAAAAGAUAUGACCUACAAGGACCUUUUGAGCCACGCUGCUCUUUGGCUCCCCAAAUACGACUUUGUGCUGGAUUGGCCCAAACCUGUGAUGCCCAACGUGGUUUUCAUUGGAGGUAUCAACUGCGCAAAAGCACGACCCCUGCCCGCAGAUUUGGAGGCGUUUGUGGAAGGUUCAGGUGAGGAUGGCUUUAUCAUCUUUACCUUGGGCUCCAUGAUGUCCACCAUGCCAGAGGAGAUAGCGAAACACUUUUUUGAAGCCUUUGCGAAGAUUCCACAAAAGGUUUUGUGGCGAUACACUGGAGUUCAACCUCAGAAUGUGCCAAAGAAUGUUAAACUUAUGAAGUGGCUACCUCAGAAUGACCUCUUGGCCCACCCAAAAGCCAAAGCUUUCCUCACCCACGGAGGAUCCCAUGGUGUCUAUGAAGGGAUCUGCAAUGCUGUACCCAUGCUGAUGUUUCCACUGUUCGGGGACCAAGAAGACAAUGUUCUCCGCUUGGUGGUACGCGGUGUUGCGGAGAGCCUGAGCAUGUUUGAUGUGACAACAGACAAACUCCUGGCUGCUCUGAAUAAUGUUAUCAAUGAUGAAGGUUAUAAAGAGAGGAUGGUGAAGUUGUCUACCUUACACCUGGACCGCCCGGUCCAUCCUGUGGACCUGGCUGCUUUCUGGACGGAGUUCGUCAUGAGACACAAUGGAGCCGCACAUCUACGGGUAGCUGCUCAUGACCUGAACUGGUUCCAGUACCAUAGCCUGGACGUCAUUGGCUUCCUGCUGACUGUGGUUGUGCUUGCACUGUGGUUGGCUCUCAAAUGCUGCUUGUUCUGCACUCGCAAGUGUUGUGGGAAAAAAACAGCAAAAAGUAAAUCGGAGUAAUGGUAGGAAAUGUUCUAUAUAACGUUGGAAUACUGAGUGAACACAUGUGUGAUCUGUGAAAAGCUGAAUAGUUGAACUAAGUCAUUUUCUGUCUUGGGUGCUGUUGUGCAGAAUCAUGCUGCAGUUCAGGGGUGUACAGAAAAAUGUAAAGAAGCGGGGGCCCGCUUUAAUACAUUUUGUGCAUUUAAGACGCUGUUGGAAAUGAAAUUCUCAGCAACCUAAUUAAGGCCUCGAGGACCACUUGUUUAAGUAAAUUUCAUCUCCCUGAACGUAUUUGUUAAUCUCCACUUAUGAGAAGGAAUAAAACUCACACACUAGUAAAACUUGACAUCACGUAUUGUAAAAUUGGUCAGACAGAAUAAAAUCACAAAAAAAAAACAUGCCACUUCCA
Doryrhamphus excisus (bluestripe pipefish) is the source of this 2531-nucleotide messenger RNA. Its product is annotated as UDP-glucuronosyltransferase-like. Gene Ontology annotation, molecular function: UDP-glycosyltransferase activity. NCBI's taxonomy places the organism in Eukaryota, Metazoa, Chordata, Actinopteri, Syngnathiformes, Syngnathidae. The record is from RefSeq and is a predicted model, not a curated record.